GGAGAGAUAACCCAGCUUCUCGCGUCUAUCAUGGUUGGUCAGAUUACUCUUUAUACUGCGAAGGUCUGCCCUUACGCGCAUCGCGCUGAGAUCGCGCUUGCGGAGACAGGUCUUCCCUUCAGGAGAGUAGAGAUCGAUUUGAGGAACAAGCCCCAGUGGUAUCCCAACGUCAAUCCCAGAGGCCAGGUUCCUGCCAUCACCUACGGCGGUACUGAGCACCCUCCCGAAGCACCUUCUCCAGACGCAGUCAAGCUCGCUGAAUCCCUCGUCCUCGUCGACUUCUUCAAUGACCUCCAUCCCGACCACCCCCUCCUCCCCACAGACCCCGUCCUGCGCGCCCGCGCCCGCUUCUUCGUCGAAGCCGUCAGCAGCCGGCUCGUCCCCGGCUGGGUUGCCUCUUACAGGCAAGGCGAGGGCUUCGAGAAGCUCUAUGCCGGCCUCGAGUUCCUGCAGACGCUUCUGCCGGCGGGAAACAAGUACGUCGUCGGGGACCAGUUCACGAUCGCAGAUAUUGCGAUCGCGCCGUUCUUCGCGAGGUUGGAGGUAGCGCUGAGGGACGAUGUGGGCUCGUUCGCAGAGGGAGAGGGCCCGAAGGCGUGGAAUAUCCUGCAGACGGAGCCACGGUUUGCGCGCUACCGUGAGUACUGGGCGAAUCUGAAGGCGCGUGACAGCGUGAAGAAGACCUUCGACGAGGAGAAUCUGAGGAAGGACUAUAUUUCCCGCUUCGGAGACCAACGCAGGAAGGCGUAGCGAAGCGCUCGUGCCUAUCUAUGAUCAGCCCUAAUUUCAAUGUAACGAGAAUUGAAGUGUAAUCAAGCACGCCAAUCCUAGUCUGAGUUCACCGUG
Schizophyllum commune H4-8 is the source of this 846-nucleotide messenger RNA. Its product is annotated as glutathione S-transferase. The transcript is spliced from 5 exons. Gene Ontology annotation, molecular function: glutathione transferase activity. The coding region runs from base 31 to 750 and encodes 239 amino acids. The record is from RefSeq and is a predicted model, not a curated record. Gene Ontology annotation, cellular component: cytoplasm. NCBI's taxonomy places the organism in Eukaryota, Fungi, Basidiomycota, Agaricomycetes, Agaricales, Schizophyllaceae.